This is a messenger RNA of Columba livia (rock pigeon), 1836 nucleotides long. It is a transcript of the gene COTL1, whose product is annotated as coactosin like F-actin binding protein 1. Gene Ontology annotation, cellular component: actin filament; site of polarized growth; cortical actin cytoskeleton. Gene Ontology annotation, biological process: regulation of actin filament polymerization. The coding region runs from base 150 to 578 and encodes 142 amino acids. Gene Ontology annotation, molecular function: actin filament binding. The transcript has 4 exons. The record is from RefSeq and is a predicted model, not a curated record. Lineage: Eukaryota; Metazoa; Chordata; Aves; Columbiformes; Columbidae.
GGGCCGGGCCGGGCGGCAGCGCUCGGCACUGCGCGGCGCUGCGCGGUGCAGGGCGGUAGCGGCAGAACCGGCGGCCGCGGCCCCCCCAGCUCCGCGCCGCUCCGCGCUCCCCCCCUCCCCUCCCCUUCCCCGGCGUGCUGGCCGCCCCCAUGGCCACCAAAAUCGACAAGGAGGCGUGCAGGGAGGCGUACAACCUCGUCAGGGACGAUGCCACCGAGGUGAACUGGGUGACUUUUAAGUACAACGGCUCUACAAUCGUCCCUGGAGACCAAGGGGUAGACUAUGAAACCUUUAAAAGGAAAUGCACAGACGAUGUUCGAUUGUUUGGCUUUGUCCGAUUCACCACCGGUGAUGCCAUGAGCAAGCGAGUCAAGUUUGCCCUCAUCACUUGGAUCGGAGAGGAUGUCAGUGGCCUGCAGAGAGCCAAAACUGGGACCGACAAGACUCUGGUCAAAGAAGUAGUACAGAACUUUGCCAAAGAAUUUGUGAUUAGUGACCACAAAGAGCUGGAUGAGGAUUACAUCAAGAACGAGCUGAAGAAAGCAGGGGGGGCUAAUUACGAUGCACAGACUGAGUAAACGCACAAACCUCCUGGCACCAUCACCUGGAUCUCAAAGGGAGGGGAAAGGCACAACAAGUAACCCAGCUGAGAGAUGAGGCAACUGGAAUCCCCAGUGUUCUAUGUGUGCACCUAAGAACUCCCUUCCUUUGCACACAGUGGACUUUUAUUUUCCAUUCCAUCUCAUAAAACAUCCCUCUCUGGGCUUCUUCCCCCCCACUCCCACAUUUUUAUUACUCAUAACUUUAUGUUCUCACAUCUGUGAAAUUUAGUUUUGGCUCCGCUUUGAUCCUAUUCAGCAUUGUGUUUCUAGAGGCUUGCCAUUGUGUCUUUCUUCACUUGCCUGCAUGUCUGUGUGUUUUAGUUGGGCUUGACCUGGUCUCUGAAGGGAGAAAAUUUUGAGGGAGUUCUGAACAUUGAUUAUUUUUUUUUUUUUAAUUUGUUCUCAAUGAUACUCUUGGGAAUAAUAUUUUUUGCUGUUGUAGGCUCAGAGCAACUUGAGUUGAUUUCACCUAAACUUUGAUUAAAUUGUCUAAGCUUAAAUGUCCAGCUAAGAUGCUAUCUAACAGAUUAAAAAAGAGAACAAACAAACAAAAAAAAUCUCUUCAACUCUUAAUAAAUGGGAAUAAAUUUGCCUUAAACAUCGCUUGACAGUUGCUACGCUAUGUGCUGCAUCUCCGCCCCUCCCUAUGAAAAAUAAGAUCCAGCAUGAUCCAAAUGUGGAGGUUUUGAUUUUUUUGGAGGUAUUAUGGCACAGUAAAGUGAGGGUCUUAGAAAUGUCUGGACACUUGUUCACAAUUUUGUGUACCUUGGUCUCUGGGUUUGUAUUUGACUUUCCUAAAGCUGGGGCUCAGGAGGUGAAACUGAAAUGCAUAGAUUUUCUUUUUAAAUGAUGUCUGCAAGAAUAACAGCCGCUGAAUCCAGCAGCCUUCUCUGCCCAGGUCCCUCCUGUUUUUUUGGCAGUUAAACAUAACAUUUUCAGUUAUUUGGGGCCUUUGGGCAAUGAUCCAUCCCAUAGCUCUGACCGAGGGAUGGAGCAGGGCAGCUCUGUCCCAGCUGGGAUGAAACAUCCAACAGUGGAGGCUCAGAGAUAACCUGGGCACAGUUUGUUUGGUACCAGACUGUUUGUUCGAGGGGGCUUCUUUGUAUGGCUUUUUUUCUUUUUUCCAUCAAAGGUAAUUUUCCCCAAAAUUAUGUGUAGGGGAAACUGUGUUGUACUGGGGGCUUGGGAGUCAGCGUUAUAAACCCAUUACAGAAAUAAAUGUUUUUCAAGAACA